This is a messenger RNA of Seminavis robusta, 1176 nucleotides long. Lineage: Eukaryota; Bacillariophyta; Bacillariophyceae; Naviculales; Naviculaceae. The record is from the annotation of a GenBank genome assembly.
UUCUCAGCUUCUUCGCACAAAGCCAACCACCGUUACGUUACUGUACAUGUAGUCCAUUCUGACCCAAUAGUAAACUCUUCUUCAAAAUCCUUGGCUUAAUUUACCCGAAGCAGAUAGACGACGAUGACGAGGCUAAUGGCCGUCCUUGGCGGCUUUCCAAUGGCUCUGCAGCUCCUUUUGUGCCUUCAUCUGACCACAGGGUUUGUGAUCCCUUCUCCAUCUUUCGUUAUUGGUGUUCCAUCAUCGGAUUGGUGUACCAGUACCAUUCUGUGGAGUGCCAAGAGCGAUUCGGUUGUGCCAGACGUUAUAACAACCAAAGUCCUGGCUCAGCUGUAUCCUGCCCUGAUGGAACACAAGGCUCAGUAUGGAAAUCCCAAUAUCCCCCUGGGUACCUCCGAAGGCCGGCAGUGCAAUGUUAUUCGAAGAAUGCAAGUGCAAGAGAAAUUGACAGCGUCGGAGGUUGAGCUCUUGAAGGAAUUGGGUUUUAUAUUUCACGCUCUGGAAGAUGUCUAUGAGCACGUGGAUUUUGAGGAAAUGUUUCCUCGGUUAGAGGUAUAUAAACAACAACACGAUGGGAGUGUUGAUAUACCCAAAAAAUAUGCUCCUGAUCCAGAACUGGGAGCGUGGGUCACUGGUAUUCGACGAUUAGGCAAAGACCGAGUGGACCCUGAUCAUGUCAAUCGUUUGGAUCAGGUUGGAUUUGUUUGGGUGUCAACUCGAAAAUGUGGCAGCAAGUUCAUGGAACAAUAUAGAAAAAUUCAACAACGAUUGCAAGACGAAAAUGACCCAGCCGUGGUAUGGGAGGAUGAAGACGUCGUGAAGUUUGUCAGGGCCCAAAAAGAGGCAUUCAAACGAAACACACUUAGUGAAACUAGGGUCGAGUACAUGACAAGGCUGCUCGGGGAGGAGUGGUGGACAGAGUAGAAGGUAGAAGCCAGUACGGUAUAGUCAAUGAAUCAACCAUAGAGAAACGAGGUGAUCCGUUUAAAGUUUGUACCAGUAGCAAGAAGUUUUACAGGAGACUGACUGUAAUAAGGAUGAUGGGUGCUGAAUAUUAAUUGGCUGUAUAGUUUUAUGCAUUUUCGUGACUACUCUAAACAAUGAUAAACAGUGCGCAAGUAUGAGCAUUUUUGGAUAACGAUCAAGUGACUGCCGUCAGACGCCUUUAAUCAUCCC